GAAAGGCCAUUGGCCGGUGGACACGUCAGUCAAAGUUCCAACUUCCGGUCAGAGGUUGCUAGGUAACAGAAGUCGGCUUGCUGUGAACAGAGCACGGACGCUAGCUAAAGUCGCUGCUGUUUCUGAAGUUUAGGUUUAUAUUCGUUCGUUUUGAUUCGUGAAAACUAUACAUUUGGAAUCAUGAUGACAAUAAAAGAUGGAGAAUACACAGCAACGAUCUACAAACUGAUUAAGGACAGCCAGUAUGUGGAGGCCAUUCACAUCUUAAACAGCCAACUUCAGAAGCACACCAGGUCCAGAGCUGCUCUGUCUCUGCUGGGCUUCUGCUACUAUCACAUCCAGGACUUCAGCAGUGCUGCAGAGUGCUAUGAACAGCUUACUCAGCUGCACCCUGAGGUGGAGGAGUAUAAGGUGUACUACGCACAAAGCUUGUACAAAGCAGGGUCGUACGCUGAUGCCACCAAGGCCUCCUUCGCACUGGACACAGCCACCAGUCAUAUUAAGAUGAUCAAGCUGCAGGCCUCCAUCAAAUAUUUUGAGGAGAAUUAUUCUGCUGCCAAGUCUCUGGUGGAGCAGCUACCCCAGGAGGACCCAGACUAUGUCUACAACAUGGGCUGCCUACUCUAUCAAGACGCCAAUUAUGAGGACGCCUGCAAGAAGUUCACGUCGGCCAUGCAGGUGCUGGGAUACGUACCUGCGCUGUCGUACAACGUCGCGCUGUGUUACUACAGAAUGAGCAACUACGCCCAGGCGCUCAAGUACAUUGGCGAGAUCAUCGAGCGAGGCAUCAGGGAACACCCAGAGCUGAGUGUGGGCCUGACGACAGAGGGUAUCGAUGUGCGCAGUGUGGGCAACACGCUUGUGCUGCAUCAGACCGCCCUCAUCGAAGCUUUCAACCUCAAAGCUGCCAUCGAAUACCAGCUGAAGAAACUGAAAGGCGCUCAAGAGGCUUUGACAGACAUGCCGCCACGAUCAGAGGAGGAGCUGGACACAGUGACGCUGCACAAUCAGGCUCUGCUCAACAUGGACUCCAAGCCAUCGCAAGGUUUUGAGAAGUUGGCCUUCCUGCUUCAGCAACCGUCCUUCCCUCCCGUCACUUUUGGAAACUUGCUUCUGCUCUACUGCAAACAUGAGUAUUUUGACCUAGCAGCCGACGUCCUGGCAGAAAACGCCCACCUCACCUACAAAUUGCUCUCUCCAUAUGAAUAUGAGUUUCUAGAUGCCUUGUUGACCUGCCAGACUGCACCGGAGGAGGCAUUCAGAAAGUUUGAUGACAUGAUCGGCAAAAUGACCGAGAAGUUACGCAAGCUGGCCAAGCAGCUGCAGGAUGCCAAAGCAGUCCGUGACGAUGAAGGACAGAAGAAAGCCCUGCAUGAGUACGACACAAUGCAGGAGAAGUACAUUGUGGUGCUGAUGGCCCAGGCCAAGAUCUACUGGAACCGGGAGAACUUCCAGAUGGUGGAGAAAAUUUUCCAGAAGUCCAUGGAGGUGUGCAACGAGGACGACACGUGGAAGCUGAACGUGGCCCAUGUGCUAUUCAUGCAGAACAAGUACAAGGAGGCCAUCAGCUUCUACGAGCCCAUCGUCAAGAAGCACUAUGACAAAAUCUUGGAUGUCAGCGCCGUGGUCCUGGCUAACCUGUGUGUGUCCUACAUCAUGACCAGCCAGAAUGAAGAUGCUGAGGAGCUGAUGAGGAAGAUCGAGAAAGAAGAGGAGCAGAUCUCCUAUGUCGACCCAGAUAAGAAAGUCUUCCACCUCUGCAUCGUCAACAUGGUGAUCGGCACGUUGUACUGCGCCAAAGGCCACUAUGAUUUUGGCAUUUCUCGUGUCAUCAAGAGCUUGGAGCCUUACAACAAGAAGCUGGGGACCGACACGUGGUUCUACGCCAAGCGCUGUUUCCUGUCCCUGCUGGAGAACAUGUCCAAACACAUCAUCACGCUGAAGGGUGCCGUGGUGCAGGAGUGCAUUCAGUUCCUGGAGAACUGUGAAGAUGUUUGCUCUUCAUUGCGGCGUUCUGUCCGCAUCAGAAUACGGCAGGGAGGUGCCCGCCAUCAUCGAGCAGCCUCUGGAGGAGUCCCGCGUUCAAAUGGGCAAGAACACGGUCACCUAUGAAGCCCGGCUCCUCAAGGCCCUCUUCCACAAAGUCACCAGCUGGAACGAGUGACGUCACCGAGGCCUACAGCCUGGAUUUAAACACCAGAGACACACGCACGUUCAUUUAUUUAUUUGGGAUGUUAUGUUUUUACAUACAUUCAUGGUUCAUACUUGACACAAAGCCUGCCAAACUCCUAAAACACUUAAGUGCUUCACAUAUAAAAACAGGCAGUUUAUUUGUUUUUCUACUCCACAUUGCAGAGGACUCCAUGAAGAACUACAUGGGAACUGUUGUCUGUGAAGAUGUACGAUUCAGUUCUCGGUCUGCCAGGAAGAAUGUUUCCAUUUUGGGCCAGAGAGACCACCUCAUGCCCAGCAUGGCUGUGAGGGACCAGAGAGGUUCACGACAGGGGCCUCUUGGUUAUGUCCUGCUCUGCCAGGUAGUAGUUUAAAUAUCCUCCCAGGGCGCCCACCGCCACAGCGGUCAUGUGACUGGAGCAGCCGUCUGAAGGCAGAAACAAAAAAUUAAUAUCAGAAGAAUAGUACACAGGGUUUUUGUUUUUUUUUUCAAAAUAAAAUUACCUGUCGUCAAAAGGUGUUGUGUCGGCAUUAAUAUAUAAUUCUUUAAUGUUAUCAUUAUUACACUAGAGCAGCUGUCAAACCUGUUUUCAUUGAGGGCCGAAUCACAGUUUUGGCUGCCCUCAGACGGCCAUUUGUAAGAUUAAAAAAUACAUGAAUAUACAUUUAUAAGAGUUUUCCUCAUUAUAUUACGAAAUGUAUUAUAUUUUUUUUACAUUCACUGUAAUGAAAACAGGAAGCUAAGUCGCCAGGAUUUUACGGUAACAUUUACAAUGAUUUUUACAGCAUGUCACAGUAAAAAUUUAACAAUAAAAUCUACAGAUGUUU
This is a messenger RNA of Nerophis ophidion (straightnose pipefish), 3000 nucleotides long. It is a transcript of the gene ift70, whose product is annotated as intraflagellar transport 70. NCBI's taxonomy places the organism in Eukaryota, Metazoa, Chordata, Actinopteri, Syngnathiformes, Syngnathidae. The transcript is spliced from 19 exons. Gene Ontology annotation, biological process: intraciliary transport. Gene Ontology annotation, cellular component: axonemal microtubule; intraciliary transport particle B. The record is from RefSeq and is a predicted model, not a curated record. Gene Ontology annotation, molecular function: intraciliary transport particle B binding; protein binding. The coding region runs from base 181 to 2112 and encodes 643 amino acids.